ACUAAGCCUCAAUCCCCGGCGACCCUCACAGCGCCCAGCCCCGGUUCCCCUCAUGCCCGCGGCCCCACCACAGAGGGAGCGCGCUCGCCGCGCCCGCUGCGCCCGCCCGCCCAUGCAGUUCGUGUAUGUGAACAGCUUCGGCUCGCACCGCAGCAGCACCGUGAUCCACCUGGGCCGGGGCGGCUGGCAGAGCCCCGGGCACAGCUCCCCGGGCCGGGCUGGGGCCCCGAGGGCCGCCCCGGAGCCGCGGGCCGGGCCCAGCCCCGGGCCGGGCGGCAGCGGGGGGAGAGCGGGGAGCGGUGAGGGGAGAGCCGGCAGCCGCACCAGCAGCGGUGACCCUCAAGAGGCUAAGGCUGACAUUUUUGACUUUCCCGUCCCUUCAAGAAACGUUGAUAAAGUCAUUAAACGAAAGAAGAAAAAGUCCAAAGUCUGGCACAAGGUAUGGAAAGUGAUUUCAAAAAUGCUUGAGGAAAAUGAGAGGUUCAGAAGUCGACUGAUGACCUGCAGCCAGGUUGAUGGAGAAGGCUCUGACAGGAUCCAGAGGUCACAGAAUGGGGCAUACCUGGACAGGGAUGAGUCCAUCUUUGGCUGGGUUUAGCAAGAAAAUAAAGGAAGAUUCAGCCCCAAAGGAAAUAUAAACUAAGUGAAAGCUUUAUUUUGAUCUAGUUCUUCCUGGAGUCAGUGCAAAGCUGCAAAGUGACUUCAGGGAACACAGGUUCUCUGUUGUUUGCUUGCUGUUUGUGCUUCUGCUGUUUAAGAGGUUUGUUUUUACAGUGGCUUAAACAGCUCUGUUGCAAGAUAUUUAUCUCAAACCAUUAAGUCUGGUGUUUCACUGAGCUAUUAGUUUUAGAAAGCUUUUUAAUGAGCAUAAUAUUGUGACAGUUUGCUUGCAAAAGAAGAGAUACACAUUUACUGUUGUCUCUGUAUUUAUAUCUUUUAUUUUUGUAGCUUGUCAGAAUAAUAAACACAAAUUCAGUAAGGCAGUACUCCACACAAGACAUAAACCCCACUUUCCUUUUUUCCUGGUUUGAAUAAAUUUGGCUUUAUGAUAUUAAAAUAUUACACAAUAACCCUCUCUGUUUUUUCAUCUAUUUAUACAUGAAUCUCAGCAAGUAUUUAGAAUAUGAAACCAAGUGAAUGUUUUCUCUCUCCUGUUCAUCCUGAGGUUCAUAAUGGUAUCAUCACAAUCAGGAGUUGUUGUUUAUCUACCUGACUUCAAUAACACAAUAUAAUUUUCUUCUGUUCUGCAGCUUAAUACUUGAGCCCUUGAUUGACUGUUAAAGCCAUUUUAGCCAGCAAAUUGUGUAAAUAGAACAUGAAAACUGCAUAGAAAUAGUUAUGUAUAUGGGGUUCAUCUCAGGAGUAAAACAUUCACCUGUCACAAAGAGACGUCUUUGCUUUCAAUAAAAGGAUUGUUUUCUCCUGCCAUAAUGUCUUGGUGUUUGCAGAUAUAAUGACUGCAGUGUCAGGGUGUUGAGCUUUAAUAACAUGCUGGUGAUUGUGUCAUUAGGCAGCAAAGCACUUGGAAAGGUUUCAUCUCUGUUUUCUUCCUGGUAAAACUGCAAGUGUGGAACUGGAAUGUGCCUUUUCAGGGACAGCUGCGGCAUCAAGGUUCUCUUCUGCUUUGUGGUUGGGAACUCUGCAAUGGAUGAACUCCUCCCAGCAGUGACUGCGAGUAGUUAAACCCAGCUUACAACAGACAUGGUCACUUUUUACACCUCCUUGUAUUUAAAUUCCUUCAGCUACGGAAAGGGCUCAGCUUUACUUAGACUUCACCUUGGGCUUCAGGGGAAUCUCAGCUCUGGCACCUGGAACAUCUCCUUCCCCUCCUUCUCCCCCAUCCUGGCUGUCUGCAGAGCUGUUCCUCUCACAUAUUCUCACUCCUCUCUCCUGCCUGCAGCUGUGCAGUUUUACCCCCAUUCUUAAAUCUGUUUUCCAGAGGUGUUACCCCCUUGCAGCCGCUCUGUAGGACAUGGGGGAAGCUUCCAGCAGCUUCUCACAGAUGCCACCCCUGCAGCCACCCUGCCACACAAACCCAGUGCAUUAAUAAUUGUGUGAGACUUA
Poecile atricapillus (Black-capped chickadee) is the source of this 2064-nucleotide messenger RNA. It is a transcript of the gene C13H5orf47, whose product is annotated as chromosome 13 C5orf47 homolog. The transcript has 7 exons. The coding region runs from base 53 to 598 and encodes 181 amino acids. Lineage: Eukaryota; Metazoa; Chordata; Aves; Passeriformes; Paridae. The record is from RefSeq and is a predicted model, not a curated record.